Phyllotreta striolata is the source of this 1599-nucleotide messenger RNA. NCBI's taxonomy places the organism in Eukaryota, Metazoa, Arthropoda, Insecta, Coleoptera, Chrysomelidae. The record is from the annotation of a GenBank genome assembly.
UUUCGAUUUAGGUUACCGUUUGUGUUUCUGUUUGUGUAUAUUUUCAUAUUAAAACUUACAUCAAAUAGAACGAAAAUGUCUGAUGAUGAAGACACCCAAUAUGUUAAAAAAACAAAAACGAUCCAUUACGGUUCAUUGGAAAACGCCGAACGGGCUAGAAUUGAAUCGCAAAAUGAAGACAUCGACAAUAAAAUUUCAACGCCUGCUAACAAUUCCCCGGUACAUGCACCUUCAGAAUACAUGGAACUCGAGGAUGCAAUGUCUAAAGACAAGCAAGCUUUGCUCGAAGAAUUCGAACGGAAGAAGAAAGCUCGAUCGAUAAACGUAUCCACAGAUGACGCCGAAGUAAAAAGAAAUUUACGACAAUUGGGGGAACCUAUUUGUCUUUUUGGCGAAGGCCCUGCAGACAGGAGAUCGAGAUUAAGAGACAUUCUGAGCAGGAUUGGUGAAGACGCAGUAAUAAGACGAGAAGCUGAGGAAGAACGUAAACUCUACGAAAAAGACCAAGAGACAACGUGGUAUCACGAGGGUCCAGACUCGCUGAGAAUAGCUCGAUUAUGGUUGGCUGAAUAUUCUCUACCCAGAGCUAAAGCUCGUUUAGAAGAGGCCAGGAGACAAGUCGACUUACCUGCGGCUACAAAGACUGCAAGAACUCAAGAGCUCCAGAAGAAAAUCCAAUCGAUGGCUAUUUAUUGCAGUCAAAUAGGCGAUACACGACCCAUAUCGUAUUGUCAAUUUAGUCCAAAUUCUGAACUCUUAGCUACAGCUUCUUGGAGUGGUUUAUGUAAAGUAUGGUCUAUCCCCGAUUGCCAGUUGAAACAAACAUUAAAGGGACACACGUGUAAUGUAGGAGCUAUUGUAUUUCAUCCCAACGCUACUCUAAAUAACGAUGAAAAAAUUUGUAAUAUGGCUUCUUGUGCUGCAGAUGGAUCAGUUAAAUUAUGGGAUUUUGUUAGUGAAGAACCUAUUGCUGAUAUUGAAGGACACAUGCCACAUAGAGUGUCACGAUUGGGAUUCCAUCCAUCGGGAAGAUUUUUGGGAACGUGUUGCUUUGAUAACUCUUGGAGACUGUGGGAUUUACACCAAUGUCAGGAAGUUUUGCAUCAAGAAGGACACGUUAAACCGGUGUAUUGCAUAUCCUUCCAAGUAGAUGGAUCAGUUUGUGCUACAGGAGGAAUGGAUGCUUUCGGCAGAGUGUGGGAUCUCAGAACAGGAAGAUGUAUAAUGUUCAUGGAAGGGCAUUUAAAGGCUAUAUUAGGUAUCGAUUUUUCAUCAAACGGAUAUCAAAUAGCGACGGCGAGCGAAGAUAAUGUUUGUAAAAUUUGGGAUUUACGGAAGCGCUCAAUUUUGUACUCCAUACCGGCGCACACGAAUCUAAUAUCAGAGGUUAAGUUCCAAAAAUUCACCGGUAGUUAUUUAGUAACGGCAUCGUACGAUAACACGGUGAAAAUUUGGACUAGCAAAACUUGGCAACCUUUGAAAACUUUGUCUGGACAUGACGGUAAAAUCAUGUCGAUGGAUAUUUCACCUAACGACCAGUACAUAGCUAGUAGCUCUUAUGAUAGAACCUUUAAACUUUGGACAUCAGAAGCUAUUUAA